This is a messenger RNA of Daucus carota subsp. sativus, 3177 nucleotides long. Its product is annotated as protein FAR1-RELATED SEQUENCE 5-like. The transcript is spliced from 4 exons. Lineage: Eukaryota; Viridiplantae; Streptophyta; Magnoliopsida; Apiales; Apiaceae. Gene Ontology annotation, biological process: regulation of DNA-templated transcription. Bases 429 to 2921 code for a protein of 830 amino acids. The record is from RefSeq and is a predicted model, not a curated record. Gene Ontology annotation, molecular function: zinc ion binding.
GAGGGAGUAGAAGUUAGAGUUUCUACUCUACUAGUCUACUGUCGUUUUCAAUGGACCUUUGUACCUCAAGGGUUUUUGGGUAAUAUAGUACUUAUUAAACCAAUGAGUGAUAAAGUGAUUAGGAUUGAAUAUACAAUAAAUCUUGGGCUACAUCCUUAUGCACUACUAAAACACUACCCCUUUUUUAGGAGUAGUCCAUUUUUUAUUACUUUUCUAAUUUAAUUAAGAAAAAAAAUCAGAAUCCUGUAUAUUCCCUCUUGUAUCCCAUCACAGCUUCCAUCCACCGCUCCACUCUUCUUCCGCGAUCAGGUAUUUCAUCAGUUACUACCAUUCCUUUCAAUCAGUAAUACAAUUACAUAUACAUAGAAUAUACAUACACAAAUUUCAUAAUUUUUAUUAAUCAUUAGUCAUAUAUUAUACACAGAUUAAUGGAUCCCCAGUUUGAAAACCAGUCCAUGGAACUAGAGGAGAACGAGGAAGAAGAUACAGAGCAGUUAAAGGCCCAAGAGGAAAAUAAUGAAGAGGAAACAAGUAAAAAACUCUCACCCCCUGAGGUAAACACAAUUUUUGAUUCUGAAACUGAGGUGUAUGAAUACUAUAGACAAUAUGGUAUACAAAAUGGAUUUGGGAUUAUGAUAAGAAAUACUAGAAAAAUCGAAGGAGUUAAUACAUAUAUGACUGUUGCAUGUCACCGAUAUGGUGAGCCAAAUCAAAAGGCACCGGAUAGCUUAAAGCCAAAACCUGUUGUGAAAACAAAUUGUAAAGCUAGACUUUGUGCAAAAAGAAUGGAUGAGGAUGAUAAAUGGCGUGUGACUCAAUUUGAUAAUGAACACAAUCACAAUUUGAGUCCAAGCAAGGCAUAUAGAUUUCGUUGUAACAGAAAAUUAACAAAUCAUGCAAAGAGAAGUCUUAAUUUGUUUGAUGAAGCUGGUAUUCCCAUGAACAAGAGUUACAAUGCUCUUGUGGUUGAACAUGGAGGUCAUGAAAAUAUGACUUUUAGCAAAAAAGAUUGUGAAAAUUAUAUGAGGACAAUAAGAAGGUUGAGGUUGGCUGAGGGUGAUGCAGUUGCUCUCCAAAAUUAUUUUAAUAAAGCCCAAUCAAUAGAUUCCAAGUUUUAUUAUUCAAUGGAUCUUGAUGAUGAAAAUAGGAUAAAAAAUCUAUUUUGGGCUGAUGCACGAUGUAGAGCGGCAUAUAAAGAGUUCGGAGAUGUAGUAACUUUUGAUACUACAUACCUGACUAACAAAUAUGAUAUGCCGUUCGCGCCUUUUGUAGGAGUUAAUCAUCAUGGCCAGUCAAUUUUACUUGGUUGUGGUUUAAUUUCAAAUGAAGACACACCAACAUUUAUAUGGUUGUUUGAAACUUGGCUCACUUGUAUGUCUGGUUAUCCUCCUAAUGCUAUAAUAACAGAUCAAGAUAGAGCAAUGCAAAAUGCAAUUGAGAAAGUGUUUCCUAAUGCACGCCACCGGUGGUGUUUAUGGCACAUAAUGAAAAAAAUUCCUGAAAAGUUAAAAGGGUACAAAGAGUAUGAUUCAAUAAAGUUUGAACUACAGAAUAUUGUUUAUGAUUCCAUUGAGGUUGAUACUUUUGAAUUAGGAUGGAGUUCUAUGAUUUCAAAUUAUAAUUUGAAAGAUAAUGACUGGCUCAAUAGGUUGUAUGAUGGAAGACAUAAAUGGGUCCCUUGUUUUGUGAAAGAUUGUUUUUGGGCAGGAAUGUCAACUACACAAAGAAGUGAAAGUAUGAAUGCUUUUUUUGAUGGAUAUGUCAAUGCUAAAACAUCCUUAAGGGAAUUUGUGGGAAAAUAUGAUAAUGCUUUGAAAGAUAAGGUGGAAAAAGAAGUUCACGCCGAUACUCGCUCAUUGAGUACUACUAUCCCUUGUGUCACACCUCAUGUUAUAGAGAAGCAAUUUCAGGAGAAUUAUACUAAUGAUAAGUUUAAAGAGUUUCAAAAAGAGAUGAUAAAUCUCAUGUAUUGUGAAUGCAUGAUGUUAGAUUCUGAUGAGGUCAUCUUUAAUUAUCAAGUGGAGGAGAUACAAUAUGUGGGUGAUUCUCAAAUGCGGAGAACUAUUAAAUACAAUGUUUGCUUCAUUAAAGAGGUUGGAGAUGAAUAUGAUGUCAAAUGUGGAUGCCGUCUUUUUGAGUUUCGUGGAAUAAUUUGUAGGCAUAUUAUCAAGGUGCUUCUUUUUAAGCAAAAUGUUUUUACAAUGUCAAGUAAAUACAUUUUAAGAAGAUGGAGGAAGAAUGUAAAAAGAAUUCAUAGUCGAACUAAAGUGACAUAUAGUACAUGGAAAGAUUCUGAAGAGAAGCGUAUGUAUGAUAUGGUUUGUGAUGCUUUUUAUAGAAUUGUUGACUUGGCGACUCAAAAGAUAGAGAGGUGCAACAGCUUGGUUGAUACAUUCAAAAAAUUGGAGUUGGAAUGGGAUAAUAAUGAUGAAUGUAUUUCAAAGAAAAUAUCUGUAGAUAAGCAGACUAGUAAGAGUGAAGGUAAAAAGUCAAAAAAUUCUGAUUCGAGUUUAAGUAUUCAUUCACCGAUUAAGAAAAGGUGCAAAGGUCGUCCACCAACUAGGAGAAAGCAGUCAAAGGUUGAUACAGUUGUUAAGUGUCUGAAGAAAAAGUCCAAAAAGGGUGGGAAAAAGAAUUGCAUACAGUCGGAUCUGAAUGAUUUAAGUGAAGAGCUUUUAACUUUUUUGCCAGAGGAUGGGCCAAAUCACUUGACAAAUUUGAGGCAGCAGACACCUGAUGAUGCUAGUGGUAAUGGCAAUAUAGCUUUAAUCCAAGAAGUCAAUGAUAAUAAUGUUUUGAAAGUUGUUGCCGGACUGACUUUUGAAUCUGCAGUAGAUAGCAGAACAACAAGACCACUUGUCUCCGCACUAUCUGUACCAGAGGAGGCUACAAAUAUCACAUCCACCACCAACACCAGUUAGGUGUGGCGUCUUGUUCGAGGCAGUAGUUAUUUUAGGCAGUAGUUGAGAACUUGAAUUUCAUAGUAGAUAUUAGUCUAUUGCAUAUCAGAGCAAACAUUAGUUGUUUUAGUUAAUUGAUUCUCACAAGUGUUAUUCAAAACCAGGAGUUGGUAUGUACUUUAAUUAGUGAUUGUCCAAGAGAUGAUAUUGAUAGUUGUUGCACAUCAGAUGCCUUAUCAUUUAUCAGAUGCUGAUAUGCUUUAGCCCUCUCAACUUC